AUGGAGACCGAAGUGAGACAGUUAAAGGAUCAUCAACAAACGCGCGAAGAGUUGCUCAAUCGCGUGCACGCGCUGAAGACAGAACUUCAGGAUUGGCGGUAUAAGAUGGAUAAUCAGGUGAAGAAUUACAAGGGCGAGUUGGCGAGUCUCAAGGAGACGUUGUCGAGCGAAGUGCAAGCGCUGAGGAAAGAAUUAGAAGAGACGAGCGAUCGGUUGAAGCGGUCGAUCGUGAGCACAAGUAGCGUGAGUACCGGACAUUCACCGGGAUUGCAUCGAUUACCGCCGCCGUGA
Molecule: messenger RNA, 291 nt
Organism: Ostreococcus lucimarinus CCE9901
Lineage: Eukaryota; Viridiplantae; Chlorophyta; Mamiellophyceae; Mamiellales; Bathycoccaceae
Exons: 2
Coding region: 1-291 (96 amino acids)
Source: RefSeq, a predicted model, not a curated record